Aureobasidium namibiae CBS 147.97 is the source of this 1011-nucleotide messenger RNA. Its product is annotated as WD repeat protein. The record is from RefSeq and is a predicted model, not a curated record. Bases 1 to 1011 code for a protein of 336 amino acids. The transcript is spliced from 3 exons. Gene Ontology annotation, biological process: spliceosomal snRNP assembly. Gene Ontology annotation, cellular component: SMN complex. Lineage: Eukaryota; Fungi; Ascomycota; Dothideomycetes; Dothideales; Saccotheciaceae. Gene Ontology annotation, molecular function: protein binding; RNA binding.
AUGGCCACAGAAACCAGCAAAGUCGUGCCUCUGACCUGCCACGGCCACUCUCGUCCCAUCACUCACAUCUCCUUCUCAGCCUUGAGCCCGGCCUCAGCAUCUUCUUCGCAACCGCAAUACUACCUCAUCUCGGCAUGCAAAGACAACAACCCAAUGCUCCGUGAUGGCCUGACUGGUGACUGGAUCGGUACAUUCGUCGGCCACAAAGGUGCUGUCUGGUCUGCUCGCGUGUCGGCCGAUGGCUCGCUCGCCGCAACCGGUUCGGCAGACUUCAGCGCAAAAGUCUGGGAUACUUUUACCGGCGAGCAACUACACACUCUGCAGCACAACCACAUCGUUCGCGCCGUCGCCUUCCCCGCCCUGCAAGACAGACCCAUCAGCCUGGCCACCGGUGGCAUGGAGAAGAAGUUGCGCAUCUGGGACCUCACGCGCGCAGGUGCUUCAAGCGGUACCUCCUCUGGAGACGAGUGCUACGAAGUCGGUGCAGGCGAGCACGGCCAAACAAUCAAGAGCAUCGUAUGGUCAGCCGCAAACCCCAAUGUGCUGACCACGGCUUGUGAUGACAAGAAGAUGCGCUGGUGGGACUUGCGAUCGCGCUCUGCAAUCGCGACACACGAAGUCGACGGAACAAUUGGUUCUUGCGAACUCAGUUCCAGCAUCCUGGAUGGUUCGGCAAACGGCACCUUGAGUGUCGCCGCUGGAAACACUGUGUACUUCUUCGACGGCGCGCGUCCUGGUGCUUUGCUUGACUCCAAGAACUUGGGUCAGGAGAUUGCCAGUGUGUCUGUGUGUGGAAGUCAGCGUCGUUUCGUGACCGGCAGUGCCAGAGACACCUUUGUGCGUGUAUGGGAUCUCGACUCUGGUGCCGAGAUUGAAACACGCAAGGGUCACCACGGCCCCGUAUGGACGAGCGCAUUCUCCCCCGACGGCAAGCUCUACGCUACCGGCAGCGAGGACGGCACUAUCAAGUUGUGGAAAGCCACGACAGAGUCUUACGGUCUGUGGAGAUAA